AUGGGAGGAAGCUUGACGCAUUUUCUUAAAGAUCCAUUGCAGGAACUAGCAAACAGUGAAGAUGUGGAUGCUGUGACAUCAAAACCAGUAAUCCAGUUUCAAGGAAGCCAAGGGCACAUCGCAAUUCCAAGGCCUGAUCGACCUACAGAAGUGCGGACUUUCACAUUUUAUCUUUCAAAUAUUGGCAAGGACAGCCCCCAAGGGAGUUUUGACUGUAUCCAGCAGUAUGUAUCUAGCAAUGGCAAUAUCCAUUUGGAUUGCCUUGGAAGCAUACAGGAUAAAAUCACCGUGUGCGCUACUGAUGAUUCCUACCAGAAGGCAAGGCAAAGCAUGGCACAGGCAGAGGAGGAGACUCGCAGCCGGAGCGCUAUCGUCAUUAAACCGGGGGGCAGAUACGUAGGCAAAAAGGUUCAGGUGCGUAAACCUGCACCAGGAGCUUCCGAUGCUGUUCCCUCCAGGAAGCGCCCAACGCCAGUCAACCUUGCCAGUGCAAUAAAGAGAGGCAAUAGUGCGAUUUCUCAGAGACCCUUCAAAGAUAGGGUUGUGCACUUACUGGCACUAAAGCCUUAUAAGAAACCUGAACUUAUUCUCAGAUUGCAGAAGGAUGGACUUUCUCAGCAGGACAAGGAUUUGCUGGACAACCUUCUGCAACAGGUGGCAAAUUUGAGUGCCAAGGACAGCACUUUCACACUGAAAGAUUGCGUAUACAAAGAAGUGCAGAAGGACUGGCCUGGCUACUCUGAAGGAGAUCAGCAGUUGCUGAAGAGGAUACUUGUUCGGAAACUCUGUCAGCCACAGAACAGUAGCGGUUUUCAAGGAGAAGCGCCUUCCCUGAGUCCACCAAAAGACAAUGUGAACUCCAGCUCUCCUCCUCAGAAACGAUCCCAGCCUCUGGAGUUUAUCGAUCCCCUGGCCAACAAAAAGCCCAGGAUCUCACAUUUGGCUCAUAGAACUCAGCCCACUUUCAACGGGAAACUGAAUUCCUCCAACGGGAAGGAUGCCCCUGCCCCUGCCCCUGCCCUGCCGCCGGCUCUGCCGGAGUCGGUGAGCUCCAGCUCCAGCCUCCCGGUGCUGGAGCUGCCGAGGCCUCACGAUCCCCUUUCGGAUGUCAGCAAUGACCUGACUCACAACGGCAGAGACUGUGAGAACCCGGAGACGGCUGACAGACUGACUCAUCCUUUAUCAACAGACUGUCCCCAAACGAGCAAGCACAAUUGCAGCUCGUAUGUAAAAACCAAGAAAAAAUCCAAAAAGCACAAAGACAAGGAAAAGGAGAGAAAGGAGAAGAAAAAUGAAGAGAAAUGCAAAGAGGAGAAGCAGGACUGUGAAGUAAUAAAAAAUGCUGACUUAGUUAGUGUUCCCCAGGAACAGGUCACAGGUUUAAAUGGAACAUGCAAUAAUUCUAGCGUACCAACAUCAACUUCAGAAAUGCCAGAUUAUUUAUUAAAAUACGCAGCCAUUUCCUCUUCGGAGCAGCGUCAGAGUUACAAAAAUGACUUCAAUGCAGAAUACAACGAGUACAGAGACUUGCACGCUCGGAUAGAGAGGAUAACUCGACGGUUUACGCAGUUAGAUGCCAAGCUGAAGCAACUUUUGCAGGGCUCUGAAGAAUAUAAGACCAUCCACGAUCAAAUUUUACAGGAAUAUCGGAAAAUUAAAAAGACUAACCCCAAUUACAGCCAAGAGAAGAACCGCUGCGAAUACCUCCACAACAAACUGGCUCAUAUUAAAAAACUGAUAGCAGAGUAUGACCAACAGCAGUUUUAG
Molecule: messenger RNA, 1767 nt
Organism: Pelecanus crispus (Dalmatian pelican)
Lineage: Eukaryota; Metazoa; Chordata; Aves; Pelecaniformes; Pelecanidae
Source: RefSeq, a predicted model, not a curated record